AUGGAGCGCUAUGCUCGUCGCCACAGACUAUCCGACGCUUCUCGUGAUCCGAACGGUCAUCAUUCGCGAGCACCCACCGUUGCUGGUCGGUCGCAAUCUAGGAUGCCGAGCCGCGCGCCAUCGCCCAACUCGUUCCACGGCAGGGCUGCUUCGAAUAGCUAUUCUAGAUCGGCGUCUCAGAGCAGGUCACCGUCCCAAGCGCGCCCAGCCGCGACGGUGCUGCAGUCUUCGGUAUCGGGCGCUUCGACUAUCAAUAGCAGUUCCUCUGGGACGUUCCGUUCGCCGCUCUACCGCGUUCGGCGUGCGCCUCUGCUGUAUGUGUUCGUUCCUUCUCCCGAAGGAGAAUGGCUCUCGGACGCGAGUGUUCUGGAGUGUGAGGCUGAGCUCAAGCGGGCUGGCGUCGCACACCUGCUCAGGCCAGGGGAUGUCGUCUGGGAUACCGCCGUGGGCGACGAAGGAAACAUAGGCAGGAUGGUGUGGGACGGGGGUUACUUACUCGAUCUCGAUUACACGUACUCGAUGUCCGGCGAGCUCCCGCAGUACAUGCAUUCGCUUGCAUUCCCGCCAUCGUACUUCCACCGGGUCAUUCGGUCGGUCAAUAACCCGAUUUGCUAUCUCGACAUAUCACCAUGGAGUGAAGAGAUCGCGAGCAACCUGCAGCUCCUGCAGGAUCGUGUAAAGACCGAAACCCCGCAAGGCAACUAUCAUACCGUGGUGCGGUGGGUCCACCGCUCUAGCUUCGUCAUCAAGCCGCCCUCCAUCAAGAUGCGCAUCCCCAAUACCGAUCUCUUCAUCGACUCGGGCUGGUUUGGUACUGUCGUUGUUGAAGCCGAGGGUACCAAUGAAGGCCUCGCUGACCUGCAAGAUCGAUGCAGAGAUGCGUUCCCGCCCAGGGCCGGAGGCGAGAGGAAGACUCCCAGCCGGGUAUUCAGAAUCUUGCGUGAGCGAAGUCGCCCUGGCGAAAUAUGGAUCCGAACCGUUAGGGAGAAAGAGCGGUUGAUGUAG
Messenger RNA from Gloeophyllum trabeum ATCC 11539, 1005 nucleotides. RefSeq lists its product as uncharacterized. The transcript has 4 exons. NCBI's taxonomy places the organism in Eukaryota, Fungi, Basidiomycota, Agaricomycetes, Gloeophyllales, Gloeophyllaceae. The record is from RefSeq and is a predicted model, not a curated record. The coding region runs from base 1 to 1005 and encodes 334 amino acids.